GGCAGUCAAAAGCUGAUCCUUCCGCGCCGCCUGUGUGCCUAGCUAGUGUCGAGCUGCAAACCCGACUGGUCGCGGAGCGAUGCUGUCCAGAUGUAGGUACUGUGUACUGCCCUUAUUGCGCCCAGGUCUUUUAGUCCUUGCCUUGCUGUGCUUGUCGACCUUGGUCACUUCCAUUGUAAAUGUAUGUGCUUGUACGGAUUACACCUUCAUCAACCGGCAGAGUAUCGCGCGUGGGGUGAGCCCAAUUCGCAAUUCUCACAAGCUCCCGUCCCGGCAAUCCAACACUAACAAGAUUGCAUGCCGACCCCUUGGCGUGGCUCAUGCAGACAUAGCAAACCUGUCUUAACCAGAAACGGCUUGGUCCGGCCGGGGUUGCGCUAGCAGGGAUCAGCAGGGGCCACUUGAUGAUCUGUUGAAAUUGCUUCUUGACGAGAUGAACCAAUGGCUCGAGUCGUCCGAACCAGGGACUUGAGGGCUCCACAGUGCCAUGGGCAGCGAAUUUUGGAGAGGAAACCAGGGGUCAGACAGAAGAAGCGCUCCCCGGGAGACGGGACAUCCCAAUGAGAAAGG
Chaetomium strumarium is the source of this 570-nucleotide messenger RNA. RefSeq lists its product as uncharacterized. Bases 80 to 346 code for a protein of 88 amino acids. Lineage: Eukaryota; Fungi; Ascomycota; Sordariomycetes; Sordariales; Chaetomiaceae. The record is from RefSeq and is a predicted model, not a curated record. The transcript has a single exon.